Lepisosteus oculatus (spotted gar) is the source of this 1564-nucleotide messenger RNA. RefSeq names its product P43 5S RNA-binding protein (gene 42sp43). The record is from RefSeq and is a predicted model, not a curated record. Gene Ontology annotation, cellular component: nucleus. Lineage: Eukaryota; Metazoa; Chordata; Actinopteri; Semionotiformes; Lepisosteidae.
CCUGCGACCCGCCGCCCUCGCUGAAGUACAUAUAGGGGCGCGAAAGCGCUGGGAAGCGUCUUCAUAGAAGACAGUGGGAGCGAAGUGGAGAGAAGAGAUCGCGAAAGUCUUUCCUUUGGAGGCGGAGACGUGGGGGAGAUGGAUCUCCUCUCGGCGGCGGUGGACGCCAUGCCGCGCCAGCAGCUCUUCAACUGCGGCCACCCGGCCUGCGGCGCCGCCUUCACGCGCGAGUGGCGGCUCAGAGAGCACCAGACGGUGCACACCGGCGAGCGGCCGCUGGCAUGCGAUAUUCCGGGCUGUGGGUUGAGGUUCUCAAGGAAGGCUCAUCUGAGACGCCACCAGUUGAAGCACACCGGGACGAAAUCAUUCAGUUGUACCCAUUUCGGUUGCUCCCAGUCCUUUUACAGCUCGGACAACCUGAAGAGACACGUCCAAUACGCUCACGGCGAUAAGGACAGCUAUUUCAAGUGUACUUCUGAAAACUGUGACAAGACCUUCAGGAAACGCAAAGCUUACAGGAUUCACUUAAAUGAGCACAACCCUACUCUGGCUUUCAGGUGUCAGAAAGACGGCUGUGGGAUGACCUUUGAAACCAGGGCAGCUCUCAAAGCCCACCAGAAGACCCACGCAGGGUACCCCUGCCGUGAUUCCAGCUGCCCAGUGGUUGCGCCCACAUGGGGGAAACUCUGCAAGCAUAUGGCGACGCACCCAGGGAAGUACCUGUGCCCGCUCUGCCCGGCCGAGUUCAAGACGCGCCAGUCCCUGCGCCGCCACAAGCGCUCGCACACCCGGGAGAAGCCCGUGCUGGCGUGCCCCAACGAGGGCUGCGCCGCCUCCUUCACCACCGCCUUCAACCUGCAGCACCACAUCCGCAAGGAGCACCUGAAGCUGUUCAAGUACCGCUGCUACUACCCCGACUGCCCCAGGGUCUUCGCCAUGCGGGAGAGCCUCACCAGGCACGUUGUCCAUCAUGACCCGGAGGGGAGAGUGAAGCUGGUGCAGCAGCGGUCCAGUAGGAAGUGGCAGAAGAGGCGGGGGGGCGGCGGCCAGCGCAGGGCGCUCCUGGUGGAGGAGGACCUCAGCCGGCUCUUCGCCCUGCGCCUGCGCUUCCCCGGCCGCGGCAAGGUGGAGGCCGACCUCUCGGGGCUCUUCAACGAGCGCAAGAUCCCUCACCACGUGGAGCCCGAGGUCAGCCUGCGGGAGCUGUUCGACCUGAAGCCCAACAGGGUCGUCAACGCCACCCCUUAGAGGCCCACGCUGGGGGGAGUGAGUGUUCGCUCUGGAAAUGUUAAAGAGGAUUGGAAACUAGUUUUUUCUUUACUACACAAUGCCUCUGGGUAGGGGUUCCUGGCUGUUGAUCUAUAAUUUUAGCUGAGUCUUAAGUUGGGGAGUUUUGCCUUUGUUUGCAAUAAACUGCGCUUUCUCCUUUUUUUUUUGAAUGGCAAGUUGCUGCGCAUUGCUUUGUUUACCUUGAUGGUGUUGAGAGGCUUAUGUAACUUGGCAAAGUGAAAUUUGUAAAGCUGGGCCCUUUCCAAUAAAGUGCAGGAUUUUUUUUUUUCUUAUG